Messenger RNA from Spinacia oleracea (spinach), 996 nucleotides. Its product is annotated as putative expansin-B2. The record is from RefSeq and is a predicted model, not a curated record. The transcript has 6 exons. Gene Ontology annotation, cellular component: extracellular region. Lineage: Eukaryota; Viridiplantae; Streptophyta; Magnoliopsida; Caryophyllales; Amaranthaceae. Gene Ontology annotation, biological process: sexual reproduction. Bases 1 to 996 code for a protein of 331 amino acids.
AUGGUAUAUAUUUCCUAUGAACUUGAGGCAGAGGCAGGCAGUAGUGAGCGUGAAGAGGAGAACGAUCUUGACAUUGGUAUUGUAUCUGUCGCUGCACAUCCAUGGCAUGAUCUUGACAUUGUUAUUAUAUCUGCAAAUACUUGUCCUGAAGUACUAAAAAUUGCCGUUGUUAUAGCAUUAGCAAUAUUACUAAGUUUCAUAAUGGUUAUUUUGAACCUAAUUUGUUUAGUUUUUGCUAUUCUUGUUGAUACUAGUCAUUGUUUCAACACCAAAGUUGUAAAUGUGUCUAGUAUUAAUUCCAAUUGGUCUCCUGGUGGUGCUACAUGGUAUGGAAGCCCUACUGGCGCCGGAAGCAAUGGUGGAGCAUGUGGGUAUUCAGAAUCGGUAGAAAGGCCUCCAUUUUCUGCCAUGAUAUCAGCUGGUGGAUCCUCAAUUUAUGAGUCUGGUGAAGGAUGUGGAGUUUGCUAUGAGGUAAAAUGUAGCGAGAAUAAAGCAUGUUCAGGGCAAGAAGUGAGUGUGACGAUACCAGAUGAAUGUCCAGGUUGCCCCUCAGAUAUGCCUCAUUUUGAUUUAAGUGGGAAAGCCUUUGGAGCCUUGGCUAAGCAUGGCCUUGCUGACCAAUUACGAAAUGAUGGUGUUGUUCGCAUUCAGUACAAGAGGGUAAAAUGCAACUAUCCAGGAGUAGCAGUGGCGGUAAAAGUGGAUUCGGGUUCAAACCCAUACCACUUUGCAUCCAUAAUUGAGUAUGCAGAUGGAGAGGGAAUAAAAAGUGUCAAGUUGAAGCAACAAUCUGGUGAAUGGAUGAGCAUGCAACGAUCAUGGGGAGCACUAUGGGCACUUAAUGCUGGAAUUGUUCUUCAACCUCCUUUCUCUCUGCAAUUAACUGAUGCUAAAUCUGGAGAUACCCUUACUUUGUAUAAUGUCAUCCCUCAAGGCUGGAUACCCGGCCAGACAUACCGAUCUCACGUUAAUUUCAAUAAUUACUACAUGAUAUAA